This is a messenger RNA of Penicillium brevicompactum, 1851 nucleotides long. RefSeq lists its product as uncharacterized. NCBI's taxonomy places the organism in Eukaryota, Fungi, Ascomycota, Eurotiomycetes, Eurotiales, Aspergillaceae. The coding region runs from base 1 to 1851 and encodes 616 amino acids. The transcript is spliced from 3 exons. The record is from RefSeq and is a predicted model, not a curated record.
AUGACGUCCGGCGUGUUAGGUGCGCCUCGAAGGGAGGGUACUUGGACGAAAUUGGUGAUCUUCAUCGCGCUAUAUGUGCUGCUUCUACAGUCCAUCUUGGAAUCAGUCCUUGUGCUCUACCUGUACGGCAAUGGACAGGUUGAUUCCAAGAUGACUCUGAGCGUCGUGCUCGCCCUGGUCGCCUCGUUCUUCUCGCUACCCCUUGUCGGUCUCCAGAGUCUGGUCGCAUGGCAGUACAACAAUAUCGGUGGUUUUGGAACCCAAAAGACCGUAUUGCACAACAUCUGCACCUAUGUCUUGCGCUUGGAUCUCAUGCUUUGGCUCGCAACCAGUGUGGCGGGUCUGGUGGUCGCUGCACAGCAGGUGUACUGCCUACCCGCAGGAACAGAUGCGAGUUUUUGGAGAGUUGGAACAAGCUGUGCCUUCCACCGAGCAUCUGUCAUUGUUGCGGUCACCUCAAUGGUCACUAUGUGUGUCAUGUACUGUGCGAGAGAAUUUUGCGAUCGUCCGUAUGAUGUCUCGCUCCUCGGAAUCUACAGGCGCCGGGAGAUCCUCCGCAAUGGCAGCAUCAAUUCUGGGAACAGCUGGGACAGUGAGGAAACACUGAAGAACGAAAUCAUCUACCUGUGUCGCCAACAUGACGGGAAUGGAACUGGCGACUUCUGGUCCGUCGACCCGAUUGCCAACAAAGUCAACUGCCAUCCCAGUAUCCGACACCCUGCACCUGUUCGUCUACGACCCCAACUGCGAGUCAACACCGACCCUGGUUCAACAUAUGGAGAGAUCGUAUCUGGAACCAGCAUCUCGCCGGAUGAGAACCCGCAUCGUGUCUCUCCUGGAUCACAAAGCCUGAAAAGCGAAUUCUAUCCCAUCUCGAGAACUUCUACAGUGAUGACCACACAGACUGCAAACGAACUGCGUGCUCUUCUCUCAGAUGCGCCUGUUCCCAAGAUCCCUGCCAUUCCCAAGAAGUACGCCAGUCACAGUCGUGGGAAGUCCUCACUGUCUUCUAUCAGACGAAUGCUUCCCAAAUCCUUCCCAUUGUCGCUUUCAUUAUCAGACGACCCUCAGAUCCGCGCUCUCGCCGACCCCAACGCAGCCUCGGACGUCGAAAAACAGGUCGUCACACCCAACAGCAUGCCCCAAGGAAUCUCCCAAUCUCCAACCUACCAGCUUGGUGCCACCAACACCCCCAACACCUCCACAGUAACCCUACCGCAACCCAACAACCCCAGCCCCGUGCGACCAGGUCACACCCGAACAACGACAACAAACUCUGCCGACGCUCCAGAAGUCGUCCCUGAAUUCGAAAUGCAUCGUUCUCAGACCACCAACGCCGCACCCGCCCGCUCAAUCCACCACCCCCACCAUCCAAACUACACCAGCGGUCCUCCACCACGCGCAUACUCGCAGUCCUCCCGCAACGGGAAUCUGCAAGUGCGGUCCGUCCAAAACGCCCACCCGCAACGCAGCACAACCUUCCACUUCGACCCGUCUCACGCCCCACGCCAAAACCAACACUACCAGCACCCCCAAAGCCAAAGCCAGUACUUCCCGCCCACGAACCGCUGGCCCAGCCAGCGACGCUUCGAUAAUCGUUCGGCGCCCCGUCGCAAUGAUGUCGAAAUCAUUUACCCGAACGGAAAGCGCUCUCGCAGCAGCACGCAUGGCGCAAGUGGUCCGCUAAGCUGUAUCUAUGAGACGGCGUCGAACCCGCGCACUUCACUCGAUGACACGAGGCCUGUUUCGGCGGUUUCGGGUGUUUUCUCUGAGUUGCCGUCGAGUCCGUCGCAUGUUGUUUCUCCUGUGACUCAGCGUGGUGCGAACCGUGCCAGCUUGAGCUUCUAUUGA